Myotis daubentonii (Daubenton's bat) is the source of this 406-nucleotide messenger RNA. RefSeq names its product sperm acrosome membrane-associated protein 4-like. Lineage: Eukaryota; Metazoa; Chordata; Mammalia; Chiroptera; Vespertilionidae. Gene Ontology annotation, biological process: sperm-egg recognition. The record is from RefSeq and is a predicted model, not a curated record. Gene Ontology annotation, cellular component: membrane.
CAGUUAUGAGAGGCCUACAGCCACUAGGCCACCCAUGGUCCUUGGCUGGCUAUUGCUCCUGGUGAUGGCUCAGCCCCUGGUCACGACAGUAGCCAAGGAGUGCAUCUUUUGUGAUCUGACCAACUCCUCGGACUGCACGGGCAUCCCCAUAACCUGUGGCGAUGAUGAGGAGCGCUUCAUGGGCGAAGGGACAGCCUCUGGCCUCAGCCCUGUCAUCAACAAAGGGUGCAUGGAAACCACUUCCUGUGGCAAUGAGGAGGCUGUCACCUAUCAGGGUGACACCUACAGCCUCACCUCCACCUGCUGCGAUGGUGAACUGUGUAACAGGGCCCCCAUCCCUGCAGGCAGCCUGAAGGUGGGGGCCACCACCUGCCUGGCACUGGGCGUGUUGAUGCUGCUUCAAUGA